AUGGUGGCGAUCAAGAACUUGAUCGCUUUUGAAGAUAAAAGUGGUAACAAGUUAUUUUCGAAUGUGGACUCGUUGGAAUCCACUCAAGGAGCUUCAAUUGAAGCAUACAGGUCAUUUGACGACUUGGCGAAAGGCGAGAACGCGACAAAUGCAACCAUCGCAAAGCUGUUGCCUCCUCUCCCCAACCCCAAUCUCCCGAUUUACUGUGUGGGACUGAAUUACGGAAGCCAUGCGAAAGAGGCCAAACUGAACGUCCCUGCGAACCCUCCUCUAUGGACGAAGCCUAAUUCCGCAUUGGCAAGCCCUGACUCUACCAUUCCGAUGAGUCGAUUCUGUGCCUCGCAUCUCCCCGACUGGGAGGGUGAACUGGUCUUUGUCACUUCCUGCGAGGUCCGCGACGUUACACCCGAAAAAGCCGUUUCUUGCAUCCUUGGAUACACGGUCGGAAACGAUAUCUCCUGUCGAUUCUUUCAACUCCCCGAGCAGUCCGGAGGACAGUUCUUCUAUGCUAAGGCCUUUGAUAAAUUUGCCCCCAUCGGACCGGUGCUUGUGAGUCCGGAAAGCUUCAAUAAGACGAAGAAGGGCGCUCGCCUGACCACUCGGGUCAACGGGGAAACCAAGCAGAACACCGUCAUUGAAGAUGACAUGAUUUUCGACCCUGCAACAGUCCUCAGCUGGAUGAGUCAGAGCACGACAAUCCCUGCAUACACAGCCGUGAUGACUGGAACGCCAGCUGGAGUGGGUGCAUUCCAUAGCCCACGACAGUUCCUAAAGAAUGGAGAUUUGAUUGAAGUUGAGAUUAGCGGGAUUGGCACAUUGAAGAACAAGGUCUUGUUUGAGGAUGGGCAAGACUCUAUAAUGUGA
This is a messenger RNA of Penicillium canescens, 864 nucleotides long. Its product is annotated as fumarylacetoacetate hydrolase family protein. Lineage: Eukaryota; Fungi; Ascomycota; Eurotiomycetes; Eurotiales; Aspergillaceae. The transcript is spliced from 5 exons. The record is from RefSeq and is a predicted model, not a curated record. Bases 1 to 864 code for a protein of 287 amino acids. Gene Ontology annotation, molecular function: acetylpyruvate hydrolase activity.